GAAAUAACAUUGUUUUCCGCAGCACAAUGUCUCAUCAGAAAUUCCUUCUUUGACUCAUUAUAAAGACUAGCCAGAGUCAUUGAGGCAUUCACCAGAAUCACAAAGCAAGCAAAUUUCAAGGCUUACCUGAGACCUUCUCGUUGAAAUUGACGGCGACGGCGGCCGCCGGGAUCGCCACAGUACUAAUAGCCUCCCUACCUUCCAACUUUUUUGCCAAUACUUUGCUUUGGAUCUCUCUUCUGAUCUCCCUACUCCAUUAGUUACUUGGAAGGAGGAAGAAUGGCAGGUCUAUUCGACAAGCAGGCAGAGGUGUACCUGGAAGCUCGCCCAACAUAUCCUAAGGAAUGGUAUAUGAAACUGGCUGCUCUCACCCCCAAACAUUCUUUAGCCUGGGAUGUUGGAACCGGCAAUGGCCAAGCUGCUUGUAGUCUUUCAGAGCAUUACCAGCAAGUAGUGGGAAGCGACAUCAGUGAAGAACAAUUGAAGCAUGCCAUGCAACACCCUCGAGUUCGAUACAUUCAUACUCCAACAUCAAUCUCAGAGGAUGAAAUGAUCAACUUAAUAGCCGGUGGUCAUGAAAAUUCAGUGGACUUGAUUACAGUGGCGGAAGCCAUUCAUUGGUUUGAUCUCCCCCAAUUCUAUUCCCUUGUCAGACGCCUUCUGCGCAAAGCCGGAGGCGUCAUCGCAGUUUGGGGCUACAACAACACGGUUGUAAGCCUCGAUUUCGAUCUUUUGAUGAAGCCUUUACACAAAAAGAUGUUACCAUAUUAUGACCCGAAAACAAGCUACUUGUGGGAGGGUUACAGGACACUUCCAUUUCCAUUUGAGAGUGUUGGUUUAGGUCGUGAAGGAGAGCCUAUGGAACUUGACAUAAAAAGGGAGCAAUCAUUUCAGGGGCUUGUGAGGUUUAUGAGGUCUUGCUCUGCAGUCACUACGGCUAAAGACCAGGGUGUGGAUUUGUUGCCUGAAGAGGUGAUUGAAGAGUUGAAACAAGUUUGGGGUGGUCCUGAUCUGGUUAGAUCCGUCACGGUGAAGGCUUUUACUCUUGUUGGCAAACUUUGAGCUUUAUGUAAGCAUGUAACGUAGUAAUAAUGUUAUAUAUCUUUGUGGGAUGUAUAUGGGAUGGGAAUAAGUAAAUAUGUUCUCAUCCAAAUGUGUAAUGCAAAACUAGAACCGCAAGUAUAGUGUAUGUUUGAUCGUCCUAUUAUUAGAUAC
Messenger RNA from Fragaria vesca subsp. vesca, 1215 nucleotides. Its product is annotated as putative methyltransferase DDB_G0268948-like. Gene Ontology annotation, molecular function: S-adenosylmethionine-dependent methyltransferase activity. Lineage: Eukaryota; Viridiplantae; Streptophyta; Magnoliopsida; Rosales; Rosaceae. The transcript has 4 exons. The record is from RefSeq and is a predicted model, not a curated record. The coding region runs from base 280 to 1062 and encodes 260 amino acids.